This is a messenger RNA of Tripterygium wilfordii, 1118 nucleotides long. Its product is annotated as pentatricopeptide repeat-containing protein At3g22150, chloroplastic-like. The transcript has 2 exons. The record is from RefSeq and is a predicted model, not a curated record. Bases 643 to 909 code for a protein of 88 amino acids. Lineage: Eukaryota; Viridiplantae; Streptophyta; Magnoliopsida; Celastrales; Celastraceae.
AAAAAUCGUGUCAAACCGAUCCGAUCAUUUGGUCGGUAAUUAUCAAAUGUAUGUUAGUGAGGAUUGAUUGGAAAAUUGAAAAAAUUGAUCAAACCAUCAAUAACCGAUCAAACGGAAUUUAUGUCAAAAAAUCAAUAAAAACCGACGGUGGACACCCCUAAUGGAGAUUACAAAUGGUGUAUUCAUGAGACGCAAGAUUCACUGCAGUCCUCAACAUCGACUCCCAGGCCAGUAACCAGAAAUAGUCACUCCUAAAUGAUUCUUAGAUGCUAAUAUUCAAAGACAAAAGAAAAACAAAUGGAAUUGCUUUAAUGCUAUGUUACAUACUUACAUUCAGCAAGAUUGGUAUUUGGUAGCCUGGUAGGUCUAUGCCAUGGUAUGACUUCAACAAACAAAUGGACAGAUGUGAUGCAAGUCAGGGAGCCAACGGAAGUAUAUAUCAACCAACCAAAGGAACCAAUAUCACAAACAAGAAUGGCCACUACCAGAUUUUCAGUGGCCUCAUUCUCCUCACCCCUCCCUCUCUCUACGCCAUCUAUUUAUAUUCAGUGUGACGACUACUCUCUCUAACUCAUUCCACCACCAAACACAACUCUCAAAACCCCUACAAUUCGCACCCUCACCUUAGCAAGCUCUGCCAAGAUGGACAGCCACACCUUGCACACCAACGGUUUGAUACAAUUACACAGCCAAACCACCACUACCUGGAACACCAUCAUCGGCUUCAUCUUCAACAAUCUGUCAGAUGAGGCCCUCUUGUUAUACAGUCGGAUGAAAAAUGUCUUUCCCCGAGUUAAAUGUCACUCUUACACUUGCUCAUCUACCCUCAAGCCCAGUGCUGAGACCCGCCUUGUUGGUAGGAAAAGCCGCGGACUGCCAUCUUAUUCGUUGUUUAACGAAUCCGAGUGAGCCGGUAGAGUGGGAAGUGUGCUUAGUUGCAAUUUAAAACGGAUUCAAAAUUCGAAAUAGCGUCCCUGAUGCGGAGGUGAGACUGCAACUUUGACUCUCUUCUGAGCCAGAGGUGACAAUAACAUUGUGCACUGGAUUUGACCUUAAUGUGUAUGCACAACUCUCUUGUACUCCAGAUGGAAACUUGUUAUGAUUAUGUUCUGCUUCUU